UUAUUGGCAUGUUGACCAGCUCAAUUAAACGUGCAUGUUUUGCGUUUACAUAAAGUCUUACGUAGUGUCGUCGCUACUGCAACUGCUAGUGUCGUCCAUGUGUUGUCGGCGUUGGUUCUUACUGGUGCUGAUGGGUCGGUUAUGGGUCGGUUGUAAUAUGCGGCGCACGAGGGUCACCAAAUCCUUAGAGUACGAUGCAUCUUGCGGGAGUGACGACGAACUAGUGGUGCUGCGGGGACUGUCGUUGUUGCCACUGCUUGACGAGGACGACGGGGCUGUCUGUGGAUCUUCUGACCGGUAGCCUCGAGUAGGUAUCUUCUUUCGGUCUAACUUGCGUUGGUUGGCGUUGGCCCGGAUGCGAUGCAUGUGGCACAGGCUCAAGUACGUGCCGUCUGUCUUUUGUGCGCGAAAGUGUGGACAUUUCCCCGUGGAAUAUCGACACAACAAACCCGCGGCAGCAUCCUCGGCGGAACCCACGAUGUCGUCGUCUCUCACAUACAGACUUGGAAAGCGCGGGAUUUUGGCCGCGAUGGCAUGCAUGGACAUGGGCGGCACGACAGAAGACGAGGAUGGGGACACUUCAGUUCGAGGUGCCAGCAUGACGGUGGGGGUGGAUUUGUGGGCUCGGAACCGCCGGUGGUGGUACUCAGUUGCGCGUAGGAGAUGCAUCGUGUCGAUCAUGAGAGAUCGUUCGUGCUUCUCCUGGGUCAACUUCUCUCGUCGCUUCAUGAUGUUCACGCGAAUCUGUUCCAUGGAGAUGGCGCGUUGACCCGUGGGUGCAUUCUCCACUUUGGGCCUGUCCUGCUCGCCUGGCUUAAGUCGCUUGAACGGUGGAUGCGGACGAAGCACCUUACUGUUAGCGUCCGAAGACGAGGGAGCGAUGGUCUUGUCCUCCUCCACCUUGCUAAAGUUCAUCAGCACCAUGGCGAUGGACGAGUGUGUUGGCGACGACGGCAUCGCAGUGACGGACGGGGUUCGGAAAUGACCGUCAGAACCGAGUUGUGGCGAUUCUCGA
Molecule: messenger RNA, 1015 nt
Organism: Aphanomyces astaci
Lineage: Eukaryota; Oomycota; Saprolegniomycetes; Saprolegniales; Verrucalvaceae
Exons: 1
Coding region: 356-769 (137 amino acids)
Source: RefSeq, a predicted model, not a curated record